GAUGAAAAAUAUCUUCGAAUCUCGAGAAAUAAAUACUUGUGUCCAAAAAGAGUUGCUUGAUCAACUAAUUCCAACAUUCGCUCAACUAAAUGAUAACGACUUCAUUUCUAGGAUGAAAAAUAUCUUUGAAUCUCGAGAAAUAAAUAUUUGUAUUCAAAAAGAGUUGUUUGAUCAACUAAUUCCAACAUUCAAUCAACUAGACGAUAAUGACUUUAAUUCUAAGAUAAGAAAAAUAGUUGAAUCCUGA
Molecule: messenger RNA, 247 nt
Organism: Racocetra persica
Lineage: Eukaryota; Fungi; Glomeromycota; Glomeromycetes; Diversisporales; Gigasporaceae
Source: the annotation of a GenBank genome assembly